GUCUCCUCACCUCAUCCACAGCCAACGGCCCAUCGGACCUCCACUAUGAUGAAGCAGUGUGCCUUGUUGUUGCUGGCGUGUGCGGUGUAUGCUCAUGCCGCCCCCCUGGAGCCCGGCAUGAAGCCCGGGUCGUGCCAGGACGCCGUGGCCCUGGGAGCAGCAGGACAGGCCCUCGACAAGAUCAACAAGGACCGCACAAAGGGCUACGUGUUCGGUCUGCACCGCCUCAGCAACGUCAACCAGAUGGAGCAUGGUGAAACAGGGGUUGUGUUCUACCUGACUAUGGAUGUGCUUGAGACCAACUGCCACGUGCUCAGCAGGAAAAACGCAAAGGACUGUGAGGUCCCCAAGGCUGAAAACACACCGGUCUACGGUCAAUGCAAGGCUGUUAUCUACAUGAACCGAGUCCACAGAGUGGUUCGUCUGUACAACUACAACUGUGUGGUCAGACCAGCGGCUGCGGCGACAGUGGCUAAGCGGUGUCCAGACUGUCCCUUUGCCGUGUCCAUGGACAACCAGGAGGUCCUGAAGACAGCCACCCUGUCCAUGGAGAAGUUCAACAAGGACAGCGGCUUGGCCAAUCACUUCGCCAUCCUCAACAUCACCCGUGCACAGUCAUCGAUGGGCAUGGCCACCUUCUACUUUGCAGAGUUCACCAUCCAGGAGACUACCUGUGCCAACACCACCAACCCUUCAGCAGCCUCCAAGUGUCCUCUGAUGGACUGCGAGUUUGCACACAAAGGACACUGCAAGGGCUCCCACUCUCAUGGCAUGGGCGGCGAGGAGUUUGUCCAGGUCAACUGUGAGGUCUUUGAGAAUGAGAACUCAAUGAAUGAGAAGGCAGCUCACCUGUUGGGAGGAGAGACCGACCACAGCCACACCCACCAGGCUGGAGAACACGGCAGAGACCACACCCACAAUGCCUCUGGCACUCACGACCACACCAAGGACCACAAACACGACGGCGCCCGCGUCCAUGGUCAUAAAGAUGGCGCCCACUCUCACGAAAAGGGAGCUGCUGGCGGUCACGACAAGGGAGCUGCUGGCGGUCACGACCACGCUCACGCCCACUCUCAUGACCUCGGUCACGCCCACUCUCAUGACCAAGCCCACUCUCAAGACCACGUUCACGCCCACCACGCCAAGGCCCAUAACCACAGCACUGACACCGGACCGCACCAACACCACAUCUACAAGCACAACGGUGAGGGCCACACUCAUGAACAUGACCAUGAGCUAGCCCUGGACCACGACCACAAGCACGCUCACCUGCACGAGCACGAACACCACCACCAUCACCACGAGCACCCACACCAGACCGAGUCCCGCCACCAGCCCCAGGGUACUGUGACCGUCCUCCCCGCCUUGGGCCUGCCCAUGACCCUGCCCUCCUUCCCCGACCAGCCUGUGGGUAAGCAGGGCGCCACUCUGCCCGUGGUCCAAGACCCAAAGAUCCCUGGGAUGAGACAGCCCGCCAUCUUACCCUUCCCCACCACCGUGUCCACUCAGUGCCCUGCUGAGGUCAAGGAUGAGGACAAGUUUGUGAAGGAGCUCUUCGCUGAGGACCCCCUAUUCAAAGCAGCUGCGUAACCAGUCCCUUGUCUCCAUGGAGCUGAAACACAGAACUGAUUAUUCUCAAUACCUACCAAUGACCCACUCUUUACUGACACUGGCAAGAAGAAUAAACAAGAUCACAAAGCUAGUUAUGAUAUUGUUCUUUGGAACUCACAGAGACAGGUUUCUGCAUGUCAGGUAUUUGGUUACAUAUGGUUGUUAUACAUCUAGCUACCUCUAAACCAUUUUCACCUGUCUGUUUGUCCGUCUGUCCGCCUGUCUGUCUACCUCUCUGUCCGUCUGUCUGUCUGCCUCUCUCUCUGUCUGUCUGCCCCUCUCUCUCUCUCUCUCUGUCUGUCUGUAUGUCUGCCUCUGUCUGUCUGUCUGUGAGAAUUAUGUUUGAGACUGUGACUGUGUGUUCCUAAAAAAACAAAAGGAUUGACAGCAUUGUUUUGUACGUUUCUAAUACUCUAUCUAUCUAUGUCAUGACGGAAGAUAGUUGUUGAGGUGGGUGUUGUUCCUAGACUCACAAAAUAAAAAUAAAACAUCA
Coregonus clupeaformis (lake whitefish) is the source of this 2104-nucleotide messenger RNA. RefSeq names its product fetuin B (gene fetub). Gene Ontology annotation, molecular function: cysteine-type endopeptidase inhibitor activity. Gene Ontology annotation, biological process: negative regulation of endopeptidase activity. NCBI's taxonomy places the organism in Eukaryota, Metazoa, Chordata, Actinopteri, Salmoniformes, Salmonidae. Gene Ontology annotation, cellular component: extracellular region. The transcript has 7 exons. Bases 46 to 1590 code for a protein of 514 amino acids. The record is from RefSeq and is a predicted model, not a curated record.